Episyrphus balteatus (marmalade hoverfly) is the source of this 8653-nucleotide messenger RNA. Its product is annotated as high affinity cGMP-specific 3',5'-cyclic phosphodiesterase 9A. Bases 3272 to 6844 code for a protein of 1190 amino acids. The record is from RefSeq and is a predicted model, not a curated record. NCBI's taxonomy places the organism in Eukaryota, Metazoa, Arthropoda, Insecta, Diptera, Syrphidae. Gene Ontology annotation, biological process: cGMP catabolic process. The transcript has 11 exons. Gene Ontology annotation, molecular function: 3',5'-cyclic-GMP phosphodiesterase activity.
AAGUUAAUUUUUGAAACAAUAACAUUCCUUCUUUUAUUUUAAGCAUUCAUAGUUAUAUAAGGAUACCUAUAUUAAUUUUUCUUACUAUUACUGGGGCGUCCGCCGACACGAUAUGGGCUCUAGAUGUAAGUGCAUAAGAUUCAAUAAAAUCGUAAUAUUUUAAGAAAAAAAAAAACAAAAAAAUCAAUGGCAAGAAAAAAAAAAAACUAAGUUAGAGAAUUCAAAUGGUAGGUACCUAUCUAGGAAAAAAUAUUUCUCUUGAAUCCUUCAAAAAUCACAAAACAUGAUUUAGAAAGUCGUUUUAUAAUGUAUAACUGCUUCCUUAAUGAUUUUUAGUAGUUUUUGAUUUAAAAAAAUGCGAUUUUUUUGCUUUUAGCCCUUACGCCUUAGACCCAUUUCACACAUAGCCGGCGACCGGCUUACCGACCAGGGUAGCCGGUUUUUCUUCAUGUUUUCAAUUUAUUCGCCCAUAAGAACGUGUAUCUAGCAACCGGAUAUCCGGGCCGUUUACCGGGUUCCCGGCUAUGUGUGAAAUGAGACUUACAGCUAGAACAAAUCGUGGGCGGGCGCACCAGAUAGCAAGACAAAUUUAGAGGGCAACUUUCAAGCGUUAUCAUUCAGGUUUAAUCUUCUCUAUUUCACUUAAUUAUAUUCUCAAACAUCUCUGAAUGUUAAAAAAAUAAUGAGCAUGGUUAAUGUCUCAUAAAUUUAUUUACCUAUAGGUCCAACCCUGUUAAAAACAAAAAUAAAGGGUUUUCUUAUAAAAAAGUUUUUUUUUUAUUUUUCAAAAAACGACUAAAUAUUUUCGUUAUUAAUUACACUGUGCUACAAAAUAAAAAUAAUGUUAAUUACUUUGGAAGUGACCUAGCAGAGGUUGUAGGCAUUACUACGUACAACAUAUAUCGGCACUUGAAAUUUUUCAUAGACUCUUAAAAUUCCAAGUUAUCGACAAAGAAACGUUUUUUCAAUGUUCAUUUCAACGCUUUUUACUCAGUCAUUUUUCGGUCAAUUUCCGUUUUUUUUACAGUUCUAAGCAGAGGAGUACUUCUUGUUUUUGAAAAUAUUUUUUUAUUAUUUUUUAUUUGCUCAAGCACCACAUUGGGUGCUGAGACCGUUUAAAGCUGCAUUUUGUGUUUUUUUUUAUAAACAGUUUUGUUGUUGUAUUAAUGCUGAAUCAAACAAGUUUUUAUUCAUCAAAAUCAGUUAGAAAUUGUGGAAGUUAUGGUUUUUAUACUCUAGAAAGAAAUUUCAAUUAUAAUUGAUAAUUUAUCAAUCAAUACGAGUAAAUACUCACUUUUUAAAUAUUUCGGUACGUGCGUCGACUGAAGUUAGCUGGACGGUUUAGUAACCAACCUUAAUUAUAUAAGUAUUGAAACUAUUUCAACAAAAUAUGUCUUCUUAAAUGAUAAACAUAAAAACUCUGUAUCUUUUUAUAAUCUUCAUGAAAAACAAUUUUUUGAUAAAUAGAUAUGUAUAUGCCUACCUAAUAUCCACGCGUUUGGCAACAUUAAUAGCCGCAAGCUUUUUCAUCCCUGCCAUCACAAUUGCAACCAACACCACUUUCUUGAAAGUUAUUGCCCCUGAAAACUUUCAACAAACCCACAUUUGUUUUUGCCUCUACCUGUCUAUCGGUUGCAUUUCAGCUGAUAUCUUUGACAGGUGUGGGUGUGGGGGGCUACAGUGAAAAAUCGAACUUUUUGAGCUAACACAAAAACUGUCGUAGAACCGAGGGUUGAUUCAGUUUGGUUUUGCUCUCUGCCUCUCUCUGCUUAACUCUCCCUUCUUGUAAGUAUGGUGCUCUCUUUUAGCCCGAAUCAACUUUUUUCCUCUAUCAUAAACACGCAGAAUUCUUAGCGCUUCGUCAUAGCUUUUUGGCUUUUUCCCAGUUUGAUUUUACCUACGAAGUUGUUCGGAUUAAACUAACGGAUGUCGAGACCUAAAAGCGGUUAGCAAAAUUCUAAGAGAAAAAAAAAUAUAUAAUAAGUAAUAGCCUUAAACAUAAUAAUUAUUGUUCUUGAAAAAAAAAAAAAAAAACAGGAUUAUACGCUUUUCUUGACGAAAAAAUACCUACAUAUUCUAAUAUUCAUUGUUUUGUGCGUUUGUGGGACUCCAGUCCAUAAUUCGUGCCAAACUGGGGCAACUUAAUCGUUAAAUAAAAAAGUAAAAAAAAAGGAUAAAUGUAGCCUAUCCGACUGUUAUCCGCUACUUUCUUUACUCCUGUUCGACAGCUCGUAGUCGAUGUGAAUGUGUGUGCGUGUCGGUAUCAACAUUGUAAAUUGUUAUGUGUUUGUAUUUUGUCAAUUAAGAGGAAAAGGUGUGCUAAAUAACAACAAAGCAGAGCAGUAAAAGGAGCAAAAAAAAGGAUACCUAGGUACAAUAACAGGGACUAAAAUUGUGAAAAUAUUAUAUUUGAAUGUUUGAAUUAUCGGCAAAGUUUAUUGGAUUUGUGUCUGUGUGUUCGUGUGCAGUUUAUUCCCGUAUACAGAAAGAGUCCUUUGUUUGAACAAGGAAAUUUUUAUGUGUAUGCAUGGUAAAUGACGAAAAAUAAUCAGAGUGAAGCGCGAUAGGAUUACAGUGGAACAAAUAAAACGAGAAAUCAUAAAAAAAAAACAGGAUAUAGCAUACUCGUUCAAUCAAAUCAAGGUGGCGCGGUAGAGAGCUUUGCUAUUGUAUAAAGUAAGUGCCGACACAAAGUCUUAAGUACGAAACCAGGACACCUGUUCGUAACAGUUUGCUGCACAUUCGAAUAAUACCUUUGUCCGUUUGUUUUUUCGGAAGCAAAAGAGGAAAGCUGGCAAAAGGAUCAUCGAGUAAUUAUUUCCGCUCAAGUUCUAUCGCAAUUAUCCUUUAAGUAGAAGAAAAAGAAUAAGAUAGAAAUCGUUUCGUUUCGACCCGUUACGUUGAUUUUCUUUUAAUACUCAGUUUUUAUUUUCUGCAUCAAAUCAUUGAAGUGAAAUCACAAGGAAGAAAAGGACCGACUGGCAACAUUUCGAUGAAAAGAAAAAAACUCAAUACAAUACAGUAGUUAUGCAAAGUUCAAUGAACAUUUUAUUCAUUUGUGAAGAAUACACUUUAGCUUUAUUCGAAGGAUAAUAAUGCCUUGGCCCAUUACUCCAAUCAUUUUAUAGUACCCAUGUACACAGACAACAUACCUUUUGAAAGCGCCACUCACCAUCAUUAAAAAGAGAAGAAGAAGAAAAGAAUAUCAUUGAACCCAUCGCACAACUGGAUUUUAUUUUAAAUUACUUUAGUCACCAGUCCAUCCUGCCAUAUGUACAAGGAUAAUUGCAAAUCACCAUCCAUACCAAAUGACGAUAGUGACGACGAUUCCUCCACCGCCGUCUGCACCGAUGUUCAAUUAAUCCGCAAAAUUGGAUACAUUGCUUCGCGCGUUCGGUACCUUAGCGAAAUAUAUGCGAAUUUCAAAUUGACGAAUCCUUACAGUGACUUAGCAAGUGUGCCAUCAUACAGUUCGGCCGAGAGCCUCGGCAGUACGGCUACUACGACGACUGUUGACGCCCACCACAGCCAAGAACAGGACCUAAAUCAAGCGCUAGACUCUGCCGAUGCCAGGUUGCGUCAGCGAAUCCUUGAGAAUUUAUUAGUACAAAUUUAUGAGGAUCAUCAGACGGUGACCGUGAUACGCGAAACGAGGGGCAACUCGAGCAAGGAUCACUGUUUCUACAUAAUGAAUAGCAACAGUACCACCAGCAGCAGUGUCGAGCGUCUGCUGCAAGCCAAUGAUGACGAGGACGAAAGCAAUGACAACACUCUGCGAAAAAACUUUCUCAAUGUGACCACCACUACAACCGGAUCUAGUCAAAGGGAAGGUGGCGGACGAGGCACAACUAUGGUGUCCUUUGCGGCCAGCACUGGUCGGCGCGGCAGUGAUAACGCGCUGAUUGAUUGUCGACGAAGAGGAAGUGGAAGCGAAGCGAUGGACCAGUUAAAAGUGAAUAACUGUCAACAACUAAUGCCAACUUCUUCGAAGCCCGUGCAUCGUGGAAGCUGUGGUGCCACAGGGGAGCAUCUGCUGGCUGCCAAUUCGAUUGCGAAAAAGUCUACAAUUAUUCUUAGUAAAUCGUGUAGCAAUGUUGAUGCAGGUGGUGGAACUGGCAACGGAUGUGCAUCGCUGUAUCCUAAGCAAGGUCCUCUGAAUGGGGAGGGAGCUAAUGUUGCUGCGUUGGCGGAUAGUACUGGUGGAAGUGUUGUGGGUGGUAGCGCUGGGAAUAAUGGAAAUAGCGAAUUUAGCGUUGUACAAAUGAACAAUACAAUCAUUCAGUGCCACUUUAGUGAUGAUGACUUUAGAGCCUUAGUCAAGGAUUUGAAGCGAAAAGUAGAAUACACCGAGCGGACGAAUUGGCUAUGUAAGUUAACACACAAGGAAAUGCAUAGUUUAUCGAAACGUCCUAUGGGACCACCACACCGAAAAAGUAGUUUACCAAAGCACACCGAAGUUAAGAAACGCUUUCUGGAGAUAUGUGAUACAACUUUCUCGGACGAGGUGAAGGCUGCACUACGUCUGCCCUCGUUUGAUUCGUACGAUUGGAGUGAUUCGGAUGUCAUUCAUUUGAUGCAGACAAUGUUCAUUGAAUUGGGGUUCACACACAAGUUCCACAUACCCAUGGACACGUUACGCGAAUGGCUUUAUGAAGUCUAUAAGCACUAUAACGAAGUUCCGUUCCAUAAUUUUCGGCACUGCUUUUGUGUAGCACAAAUGAUGUAUGCAAUUACACGACAAGCCAAUCUGAUAUCACGUCUGGGGGAGUUGGAAUGUCUGAUUCUUUUAGUCUCCUGCAUAUGUCACGAUCUCGAUCAUCCUGGCUAUAAUAAUAUUUAUCAAAUAAAUGCACGCACAGAGCUGGCUCUCAGGUAUAACGACAUCUCACCUUUGGAAAACCAUCAUUGUUCAAUCGCUUUUCGUUUGCUGGAACAUCCGGAAUGCAAUAUAUUCAAACACUUCAGUAGAGAAUCAUUUAAUGUCAUCCGUGAAGGAAUUAUUCGUUGUAUUUUGGCGACAGACAUGGCCCGCCACAAUGAGAUUCUCGACCAAUUCAAGGAGGUCACACCUACAUUUGAUUACUCGAAUAGAUCACAUGUUAACUUACUCUGUAUGAUUCUGAUCAAAGUCGCAGACAUCUCGAAUGAAGCUCGUCCCAUGGACGUAGCUGAACCUUGGUUGGACCGCCUAUUGCAGGAGUUUUUCGCUCAAAGUGCCGCAGAAAAAUCAGAAGGACUGCCUGUGACUCCUUUUAUGGAUCCUGAUAAGGUUAGCAAACCAGGCUCUCAAGUACGAUUCAUCGGUCUAGUAUUACUGCCAUUAUUUGAAGCUCUCGGCGAUUUGGUGCCCGAGCUAACAGAACUGAUUAUAAUUCCAGUCCGCAAUGCAUUGGAUUACUAUAAACAUUUAAAUGAUGCUCAAAACAAAUCACGCAAAUCUCUCGCUGAGGCCGCCGAAAAUACUAGUUCCGAUGGAGGCGGUGUAUCCCCACAACUGCCACGCUCUCAAUCGGGUAUUAGUGUUAAGUCCAGACGUAGUAUACCAUCACAAAAGUCCGCUUCUAGGAAUUCUGUCGAUGAGCCCACCUGCAUUGCUGCAGAAUUGCACGAUUUACCCGAAGGCAGUGAGAGUGGUGAUUCUGAAACCGCUACGGAAGUUGAUGUGGCAGAGAAGACCUCUAAAUUCAAAGUGGACACAGAAGGUAGCAGCAACCGAUCGAAGUCAUCACACUCCAAUUCCAGGAAAUCAUCCCGAGAGAAACGUCCAUCGAUGAUCGGAGAAAUGUGCAGUACUGGGGGUAAUCGCAUCCGUAAUUCAUACGGUAACAUUCAUGGUUAUCAUACGAAUCGUUGUCACUUCAGUUCCAAUCGAGCCGUAAGUCUGGACCAAUACAGCUGCAACAAUCGCCGCCUCUCGGAUGGCCUGCAGCAAGUCAUCUCUGAUAGUAAUGUUUUUUACAACCGACAGAAUCGAGGUAGCGUAGACACUUCCGAUUCCACAUCUCACCAUCUAAGUAGUUGCAUCGAGAGACCAAAGAUAUCUGAAGGUAGCGGAGAGCUAUCCGAUGUUGAUGUUUUGAAUAUGAAUACUCCACAAGGCCCACACAUAAAUGUUACAUCGUCUACUGCGCUCCUAAGCGCCACCAAUGUCACUUCUUCAUUGACAUCUACUGCACCGUCAAUUGACAGCCCCGUCAAUAACAGAAACCUCAACUCAAAUGGAAAUUACUCACAAUCCAAUGGACUUAACGCUGGCGGAAAUAAGUCAUGGAAGGCGCGUUUUAAACAAAUUUCUGAUUAUUUCUCCUUCAGUUUUGACAAGGGCAACAAACGCUUUGGCAGUACCCGCAGCAGUCCAUGUUCCGUGCGCAACAAUAAUGCCAGUGAUUUGUCUAAGCCAGGUGCCGGUAUUUGUUGUACGAUUUCUAAUAACCUCUCUCCCAGUUUUAAACACAAGCAACAUGAGUUGAUCAGCGCUGGCAGGAACCGUGCUUACAGUCUUGACGUACCAACGAGAAACCGGUACAGUAGUAGUUCUGGUGGUGACAGUCGCAAGUCAUCACGCAAUGAAGACAAUAGCAACCGGGGACAUGAUCUGCUCAACGAAGACAAUAAUAGCAACAAUACAAUAAGUGGGGAAAUGGCACCGCCACCUAUCCGCAUAGGUAGCGUCGAUGCCAGCGAAUCAAUCAUCAUUACAUCCACCGCACUUCCACGCGUCAUAACUCCCAACCUUGGCGAUGUUCAGCUGAUGUAUAGCGGUAGCAUCGGAUCAGGUAAUGUUGGGGAACACAGCAUAGACUUGAGUAUUCCAAGCGGAUCACGCGAUCCGCCUAAGAUUUGACACCGGAGCUCAGACACAUACUCAUCAUCGAAUAAUGGUGCUUUUACAAUGCUGCAACAACACUUGCUACCAUCAUCCAAUCAACAACAACAACAGCAUCAACCACCACCUAUUCAACAAGACGACUAUCAGCAACAGCAAUUGCAAGCUUCCAAUUGUAAUGUGUCUUCAACAAUGAAUUUCUGGUCAGCUCUGGGCAAUCGUUUGAGUUCGCUUGUAUGCCAUUGUUGUGAACGUAAGUUGCCAGAUCCAGAAAAUGUAUAAAAUAUUUGAAAUGGGGGUUGAUUGGGUGGAUAUAAUGAAUGGACUUGUUUUCUGGAAGUGUUUGAUAUGUGUAUAACGUCGGUCUCAUAAGGAAACCUCGUAACCUGAAUGCCAUCCUUUAGAAAAUAUGUCAGCGGAGCAACCCAGAAAAUUUGGGGUAGUUCCGAAAACUCUAAAUAGACUUAAAUUCAAAUUUUGCACAGCGCGUUUCAUCCCAACUACUAUGCUGUUUGUUUACUCUUUCGUCUCUCCUGUAAAAUUUUGAUAUUGGGAGUUACGAGGUUUCCUUAUGAGACCGACGAUAUGGAAGUUUGAUAGGCAAAUUGGGGUCCAAAAAUUUAAUGCAAUCUUCUUUCUUUUUGGAGAAAUUUUAAUUUAACAUAAAUAUUUAUUUUUGAAGCUUGAUUGUUUAUAUUUCAGAUAGGCCAAAACAUUUUCAAUAACAAUGUGUAAUAGUGUAGGUCGUAAAUAAGCAAGCCUUGGCCCAUUUUGAGGAUUGAAUAUAAGAGCUAUUUUCUACUUUCUUUGAAAUGAUUUUGGCUAAAUUGACUAUCAAUUGACUAUUCGAGAAUAAAGCAAACAUUAGUUAAAUAAAAAAAAACCAAAUGCGUUUCGAAAACUGGAAUUAAACUAAAUUAACAAAAUUUAAGCAAAUAUUCCUUUUAAAUUUCAGAGGUUAUACCACAAUAUUUUCAAUUACAUCUGCUUUAGACACAAAACUCACCUUUUGUACAGAAGGAUAGAAACUACUGAUAAAAUCAUGUUUCAGUAAAUAAUAAAUGGUCUUAUAAGCAGAAGAUAUGCAUACUACCUCUCAAAAUAAAAAAGAAAGAAAAUUGCUAUGCUUUAUUGCAAAUAUUCAAUUGAAUUUGAAUUGAAAAAUUUCAUCGAACAAAUUUUAGUUUCAAAAUACUGUGCAUGGAAUAAUUCGAUACAAUGGUUCAAUAUAUAUAUGUAUGCUUGUGACCCUAUUUUGCCAAUUUUUUGUUGCAUGAUUUCAAUUAUUCUCUCCUUUAUUGUGACAAAUUAUAUGUAUGUAAAUCACUUCUAUUUCACAAUUAUUCAAAACUAUCAUUCAAUUAAUUUGCAACAAAAGUCCAUUAAAUAAAACAAAACCAAAAACUACUAUCAAACAAUGCACACUAUAUAAAGAAUAGAUAUAAAUUUGCACUCAUAAAGAGAAAAAAAAAAUUAACAACAAAAUGGAACAAACAAUAGGUAUACAUUAUAUUAAGUAAAAAAAAAUUAUAUUUGUUUUCGUACAAAAAAAAAUCUUAUUAAAAACAAAUUAAUCAUAUACAAUACGAUUACAUUAUAUUAUACCUACUAUUUGCCCAAAUAUUUAUAUUAAACAAAUUAAAAAAAAAACAACUACAACUAACUUGUAAUAACGAUAAAAAAGAACAAAAUAAAAAAAAUAAUAAUUAAUAAAGUUAAUUAGUAAAUUAAUUUUAAGUCAAACACAAGCAAAUAACAAAAAAAUAUAAUCAAAUCGAUUUAUUAUUAUCAAUUAUUUUAAUUUUCUUUGUUUAAAUGUUGGCAUUU